Procambarus clarkii (red swamp crayfish) is the source of this 324-nucleotide messenger RNA. The record is from RefSeq and is a predicted model, not a curated record. Lineage: Eukaryota; Metazoa; Arthropoda; Malacostraca; Decapoda; Cambaridae.
AUGGGUACUGAUAUGGGUACUGGCAUGGGCACUGACAUAGGUACUGGCAUGGGCAUUGCCCUGGGCACUGGCAUGGGUACUGGCAUGGGCAUUGCCCUGGGCACUGGCAUGGGUACUGAUAUGGGUACUGGCAUGGGCACUGACAUAGGUACUGUCAUGGGCAUUGCCCUGGGCACUGGCAUGGGUACUGACAUGGGCAUUGCCCUGGGCACUGGCAUGGGUACUGGCAUGGGCAUUGUCCUGGGCACUGGCAUGGGCACUAUCACAGGCAAACUUCUCAACUGCAUGACGAUAUGCAAAUAUCGGUUCGUGUUUAUUAUAUGA